UCCAUCCCUCUCGACCCCAAACAGUGGAAUUUGGCUGUGCCUCGGGUCGUCCUGCUUUGCAAUAUCGGCUAUAGUUGUUGGCGGUUUCUGCUGAGCCUGAGCCGUCUGCUGCAGCCUCCGACUGAACUCAUUAAGUUGGGAGAUUUUUUUCAAUUGGACGGGUGUUUUUAAAGUCUCGUCUUUCCAGCCCCAAACAAGGUGUAACAACGCACUCUUCCUUCUAAGGAAUGAGAUGAGAGACAAGGAUCACUCCAGACAUCUCCUACCUACGGUUUGGGGUUUUUUUUUCUUAAAGGCGAGGCUUGCAUUCCUCAGCAGCUAUGUACAAAGCUCCCUGAAACCUCGUCUCUCUAAAGUUAGUGUGCAGGGUUUUACUAGGCUGAGAGUGAACGCCUAAUGCAUGGGGAAGCACUUCCUGGAGGUGCAAGAUCUCUCCCUUCACCUUUCCUCUUUUUCCCUGCAGGCUAGUGCCUACUUUUUAUCAGUUUGCACAAUCGCUUAGAUAAACACCGAGGAGGAGAUUCUCUUUAAUUAUCAAAGACACAUCUUUUCAGGGGGCCAACAAAGCGUUUAUUUCACCCGCCAAACUAAAGGAGAGUUAUUCCUGUUUAGAAGGAAGAUGCAAGCGGUUUGGGAUCUUGAACAAGGAAAAUAUGGUUUUGCUGUGCAGAGGGGCAGGAUGCCGCCCACCCAGCCGACCCACGGGCAGUUCGCGCUGACCAACGGGGACCCUCUCAACUGCCACUCGUACCUGUCCGGAUAUAUUUCCCUGCUGCUGCGCGCGGAGCCCUACCCCACGUCCCGCUUCGGCAGCCAGUGCAUGCAGCCCAACAACAUCAUGGGCAUCGAGAACAUUUGCGAACUGGCCGCGCGGAUGCUCUUCAGCGCCGUCGAGUGGGCCCGGAACAUCCCUUUCUUCCCCGACCUGCAGAUCACGGACCAGGUGGCCCUGCUGCGCCUCACCUGGAGCGAGCUGUUCGUGUUGAAUGCAGCGCAGUGCUCCAUGCCCCUCCACGUCGCCCCGCUCCUGGCCGCCGCUGGCCUGCACGCUUCGCCCAUGUCUGCCGACCGGGUGGUCGCCUUUAUGGACCACAUACGGAUCUUCCAAGAGCAAGUGGAGAAGCUCAAGGCACUGCACGUCGACUCUGCCGAGUACAGCUGCCUCAAGGCCAUAGUCCUGUUCACCUCAGAUGCCUGUGGUCUCUCUGAUGUAGCCCAUGUGGAAAGCUUGCAGGAAAAGUCCCAGUGUGCUUUGGAAGAGUACGUUAGGAGCCAGUACCCCAACCAGCCAACACGAUUCGGAAAGCUUUUGCUUCGCCUGCCUUCCCUCCGCACCGUGUCCUCCUCAGUCAUAGAGCAAUUGUUUUUCGUCCGUUUGGUAGGUAAAACCCCCAUCGAAACCCUCAUCCGGGAUAUGUUACUGUCCGGCAGCAGUUUUAACUGGCCGUAUAUGGCAAUCCAAUAAAUAAAUAAAUCAAAAUAAUAAGGGGGAGUGAAACAGAGAAAGAAAAGGCAAAAGACUGGCUUGUUUGCUUAAUUUCCUUCUGUUAAGAAAGGAUAUAAAAGGAUGUUACACAUUUGCUAAAAGAAGAGAGGGGAAGAAUUUAAUGGACUGUGAAUUAAAAAAAAAAGACUGUCAAAAUGAACUUUUACAGAAUGCAUUAAAAAAAACUCCUGUGUUGGUCAGAAAAACUUGCUACUUAUCAUUUUUGUAUAAAAAGGAAAUUAGUCUUUUUCUUUUUUUGGUAAAUUUUUGAAAAAUAUUGCUAAAAGUGCAUUUAAGGAGAUUGGGAGAAAAUUAGCAGAAUGGAGAAAGUAAGUCUUUUUUUUUUUCCAAAUUAUUAAUUGUCCUGUGUCUAUGUACCUCUAGCUGUUCUUUUUUGUACUUUUCUGGUUCCAAACCAGUUUAUUCUGUGGUUCUAUAAUAAGUUUUGAUAUAAUCUUGGCUUCUUAAAAACUGUGUAUCAUUAAAAUAUAUGUUCUGCAAGAAUUAAAACUGAGUCCAUGAGAAUAUCAUAGGAAGACAUAAAACUUUAAAAAAAGCAACUCAAAGAUGAUGGAGACGCACUUACAAGUGGCGACCAAAAAUUUUAGGUGAAGUUGAGCACUCUAAUUAGAGAAUGGGAGGAACCACAUACAAAACUUAACUUCCCCUACCCUCCCCUAGCCCCGAAAGACACCAUGGCAAACCUAGCUUUUUAAAAAUAUUUUAAGAAAGAGAAUGAACUGUGGAAUUUAUUGGCAGCCAAGGAAUGUGUCCAAGACACAUGCUGAGGUUUUGAAUAAAAAGUGAACUUUUGUAAUUUGAAUUGGGUUCCCACUUAGUUCUUGAAUUGUUACGAAAAUCCUAUAUCUGUUUGUAUAUUUGCAAGCCCUUUGUAUUAUAAUUGUUGAUAUUUUCCCUUUUUAAAAAAUACCAUUGAAAUCAGCAUGACAAAAUAACACUGUUGGCACUUAUAGGUAACGUGAUUGAUUCAGUAUCUUAGAGUUUACAGUUUGUGUUUUAAAAAACUGAAGGUUUUUUUUUUUAAGUGCAACAUUUCUGUAUACUGUAAAAGUUAUAAUAACUGAACUGUUUGGUCGAGUCUUUGUGUGUUAUAUUCCAAGGAAAAUUGAAAGUAUUCAGAAAUUAAAAUAUUAUUUGAUAUCUGAAACCUGUUUGACAGUCGCCACUCACUGUCUGUCCCUGGAGAAGAACCCCUGAGCUCUGGAGGGGCCGAGCUGGCUGGGGUGGGGGGCUCAUUUGUUUACUGCCCUCAGUGAGUCUGUCCAAAGGUGGACUGAAAGAAAUAUUUGCCUGUUUAAUUUGGGUGUGUGUGUUGGGGGGGGAAGCUGAAGUUGGUGGUUUCUCUAUGGUUUAGGAAGUGCCACACUGAUAUAGUAAGCCACCCCCAUUCACCUGAUCCUUUUAAUUAAAAAUGGAUUUUCCAGGAAAAAAAAAAAGGCCCUAUAUUUGUCACACUUAAGUGCCUGCUUAGGAAAAGUAUUGUGAAAAGUAUUAGAAAUCUUGAGAUCACUAUCUAUUUUAUGAUCAGGAAAAAUACUCUUUUGUACAUUUCUGACAGUUUAGGCAGGAGAUCAUUCAAGCAAGCUAAUCACAGCAUAGUAAAUGGGGGACAGUUGUUUGCAAUGAGUUUUUCCUUAAGUGGGUGUGAUUUUUUAAACAUAUUCUGUGGUUCUCAUCUAGCAUGGUUGUUGAGAGGAUUUCAGAUUCAGUGACACAGCUUAGAGUGCUAAAGGGUCUGCUGUUCAUGUAUAUAUGAUAACUUGCAGUUGGGCCAGCCUCUCCCCUCCCCCUUUACCUUCAGUCUGAUCACAGGUCAAGGGAAUCUUCUCCACUGGAGUUAACUAUGGGAAAACACAUCGACAUUUGGACAUUUCAGAUUGUGUAGAUACAAUCUGUGCUGCUCUGGGAUCCUUUGUCCUUAGAAAUCAAAUUAAGAAAACAGAAAAGAGAGAGAAGAAAACUUUACAGGGUGUGCUGAUUUGGAAGUAGUCACUAUUUGUUUAAAUCCCCUCCCCUUCCUUUUUUUCCUGGUUCUGGGAGCUAGCAGUUUGUUCUUAUUUAGACUUUUCAAGCUGCCUUCCCACAAAUAUAACUUUACCAUGUUGUGGUUUAAUCUUCAUAUGGGGGGGAUGUGGUGAGGAGGUGAAAGAAAAGAGGUCAUUUUGUAAAGUGCAUUAAACUUUGAUACUCAGUUCCAGUCAAUACAUGCAGACCAGAAAAAUCUGAUUUGUGCAUUUGAGCAGACUUCUCCAUCUGACUCUCAGCUUCUUUCUGUAGAUAUAUACAUAUAUAAA
This is a messenger RNA of Fukomys damarensis (Damara mole-rat), 3801 nucleotides long. RefSeq names its product nuclear receptor subfamily 2 group F member 2 (gene Nr2f2). Gene Ontology annotation, molecular function: nuclear receptor activity; RNA polymerase II cis-regulatory region sequence-specific DNA binding; retinoic acid binding. Lineage: Eukaryota; Metazoa; Chordata; Mammalia; Rodentia; Bathyergidae. The record is from RefSeq and is a predicted model, not a curated record. Bases 620 to 1465 code for a protein of 281 amino acids. Gene Ontology annotation, biological process: negative regulation of transcription by RNA polymerase II; cell differentiation; anatomical structure development. The transcript is spliced from 3 exons.